AUGAGCCGCGAUCCCAAUGAGGUAGCUCAGGAGCUUAUGAAAAAUGAAAAGUUCCUAAGUAUAUUUCAACGUGCCUUAGCAACUGGUAAAGGAAUAAACGGUGAGGAUGCUGAAAAUUUGAUGAAAGAUAUACCCAAAGAAGGAGAUCCCAAGCGUGAUGCCUGGCUCCGCAAGCUUCAGAAAACCCUAAGAGAGGAGGCGAUGAAGGAGGCCAAGGAAGAGCUUGAGAAAGUUCAUAGCGAUGAAAACGGCCAGUGGAUGUACAUAUUACCCGAACCAGGGUUCUGCAUAAAAUGCGUAACGAGCGGGGGAUGUAAAAUUUUUAUUAACAUUUGCAAACACGAACGGAUUGCGGAGCCGAUUCCGAUCCCAAAGGAAGAAUGUGACUCUUCCGACGACAAUGAGGUGCACUUUCGCAUCCCUCUUAGUUGCGGCCAGGCGCGGCCGGAUACCGACAAGAGCGGCAAACCCUGCAAAGUCUACGAUGUGAUCGUGAACCCCACCACCAUCAAGCGGUGUGGCGAGGAGCAUGAAUUUCGCCGCUUCGUCGCCGCCCUCUGCAUGCAGUGGAUUAAACAAAAGUCCGAGCCCCUGAUGAACGCGGAGGAGUUUCGAAACCUCAACUUCACCGCCAAAGGGACACUCGAGCCGCAGCGGAUUCGCCUCUCCAGCGUCCCGAUGCAAAAGAACGCCUUGAAUGAUGAAAUUAACCUCCCUUCGACUGGGAAGGGGCCUACCGCCCCCACCCACGCCGGGGGUCUUGGCAACACCCACAAACUCAUCGAGGAAAUCGACCAACCGGCAAAGACCCCCCCUCCUCCCUCCGCUCCCACCCCGGAGAUUCGCCGCGUUCAGCCCGAGGGCGUUUACGAUUGGUCGACGCACACGCGACCGAUGCAAAGCCCUUUUUUCCGCGAUUCCGUUCCCGCCUUUUACGACGUGGAGCUUUUCCUCCCCGGGGUGCAAUCCAUCCAGGAGGUUUGCGUGAAGGUGAGCGCGCGGCGGCUGGAGUGCUUUCGCGAAGGCGAGGACGACGAGCAGGAGGGGAAGGAGCCUUUCUUGACCGUCGUCUUCGACUACCCGGUCCACGAGGAUCCUUCGGAGGCGAAAUUUUUGCGGAAACGCGGCCUCUUGAAAAUGCGUUUUGCGGUGGCGAUCCCGAACGAAACGACGACGACCCGCACCGCCGCCGAUCGCGACGUCGAGGAGAUCGAACAGGAGGAAGCGCGCCGCGCGGAGGAGGAGCGGGAGGCGGCGUGGAAAAUCCACCGCGAUCGCGCCGCGCAGCAUCGCGCCGAGGAGGAAAAAGUUUUCGCGACGCGUCGGCAAUACGUGGAAGGGCUCGCGGCGGUGCAGGCAGGGGAGGUCCCGCCGGCGAUUCGCGCGGAGAUCGAGGGGAUGCCGAAGGAGCAGCUCCCCGGGCUGCUCGCGCGGUUGGAAGGCCGCAUCCGCCGUGGCGACGCCGUUGAUGAGCUCCUAGAGAAGCUGGCGGAGCCGGUUCUUGAUGGGUUGACGGCGUUUAUUCGCGAAAAACUUUCCCUCCAGCCAAAGGAUACGACCAAAAUGGGAAAGCGGGUUCACUUUGAUGAAAAAACGACGACGACGACGACGACGAGCGCGGCGCCUGCCAAGGGAGGGGUGGGUGAGGCUGGCAAAGGGGAUGCCGCCCCUUCGACGGCGAAGAAUACGGAAAACUCCGACCCCCGUAGCGAGGCGCUCGCGGAGUAUAACAACGCAACACGAUCGGAGAAGCUUUUUGGGGUACCCUUUCACAACCGCUACCUUUUUGCCUUGGAUUAA
Messenger RNA from Phytomonas sp. EM1, 1800 nucleotides. Lineage: Eukaryota; Euglenozoa; Kinetoplastea; Trypanosomatida; Trypanosomatidae. The record is from the annotation of a GenBank genome assembly.